AUUUCUUCAACAAACGCAAUCAAUCGAAUUCCCCCAAAUUUCAAACCCUAGAAUUUUCGUUUUCGUUCCCAAUCUCCCAACAAAAUUCUGAUGGCUCCCAAGGCAGAGAAGAAGCCCGCCGAGAAGAAACCAGCGGAAGAAAAGAAGGCCGUGGCCGAGAAAGCACCAGCGGAGAAGAAGCCAAAGGCCGGGAAGAAAUUGCCUAAAGAAGCAGGCGCUGCCGCCGGAGACAAGAAAAAGAAGAGAUCCAAGAAGAGCGUCGAGACCUACAAGAUUUACAUAUUCAAGGUGUUGAAACAGGUGCAUCCUGAUAUCGGAAUCUCAAGCAAAGCCAUGGGAAUCAUGAACAGUUUCAUCAACGAUAUAUUUGAGAAGCUCGCCCAGGAGAGUUCGAGGCUUGCAAGGUACAACAAGAAGCCGACAAUCACGUCAAGGGAAAUUCAAACCGCCGUGAGGCUUGUACUUCCCGGUGAAUUGGCCAAGCACGCCGUGUCGGAAGGCACAAAAGCGGUCACAAAAUUCACCAGCUCUUGAAUAGCUUUUCAUUGAAACAUGGCAGCGUUUGGGUUUCUCAACUUUUAUCAUCAUGCAUUAGCGAUCAAAUGUCGUUUUUCUUUUUGUCUUUAGGAGGAAUAUAAGUUUGUAAAUUUGGGUUAUCUUCAUCCGAUUUGUGUUUUUACAUUAUCUGUGUAAUGAAAUGCGAAUUUAAGAUAUCGCAACAUUCAAUCUAUAAUGGCAUAUCUUUUGUAAAGAA
Messenger RNA from Lactuca sativa (garden lettuce), 754 nucleotides. Its product is annotated as histone H2B. Gene Ontology annotation, molecular function: DNA binding; protein heterodimerization activity; structural constituent of chromatin. Gene Ontology annotation, cellular component: nucleosome. NCBI's taxonomy places the organism in Eukaryota, Viridiplantae, Streptophyta, Magnoliopsida, Asterales, Asteraceae. The record is from RefSeq and is a predicted model, not a curated record.